Austrofundulus limnaeus is the source of this 1465-nucleotide messenger RNA. RefSeq names its product par-6 family cell polarity regulator alpha (gene pard6a). Gene Ontology annotation, biological process: establishment or maintenance of cell polarity; regulation of cellular localization; centrosome cycle. Lineage: Eukaryota; Metazoa; Chordata; Actinopteri; Cyprinodontiformes; Rivulidae. The record is from RefSeq and is a predicted model, not a curated record. Gene Ontology annotation, molecular function: protein binding. Gene Ontology annotation, cellular component: nucleus; cell cortex; apical plasma membrane.
UGGGUGGGGGGUUACAGGGUAUCUGGCCUACCGGAUUUACCGGACUCCACCUGUCAGUGUUGCUGCUGCUUUUUACUCUGACUGUGCGCGUGCGCGCGCGGGGAGGGAUUAGCAGGGCUCGUGCUGUUGAACACAACAGCUACAUCACAGUCCGGCUGAAGGCUCGGAUUUUUCUUUCCAUUGUUCGGUUCUGUCUGCUCCUCCCGUCUCCCGGGUCGGAACAACCCGCUGUCCUGGUUCCGGUGGAUGGUUUCAUCCGCAGAGCCGAACCGGACCGAACCGAGCAGGAUGUCCAGACUGCCGCCGCCGCAGAGGAAGACCCCUGUCCGCAUGACGGAGACCAUGGUGGAGGUCAAGAGCAAAAGGGUGAACCUAUAGUUUACGGCACCAACUCACUACAAAGGCGCAGGAAGGGGCUGAGCCUAACUGGACUGCGCCCCACGGGUUCUGGCACCAUCAACUCAAAGAACAAAUCAAGCCUUUUGAUUGGCCCACCGCAGAACUUCAGGCAGAUCUCUUCCAUUAUUGAUGUGGACAUCUUACCUGAGACACACAGACGGGUGCGACUCCACAAGCAUGGCACCAAAAAACCUCUGGGCUUCUACAUUCGGGAUGGGGUGAGCGUCCGGGUGACACCCCAAGGUGUGGAGAAGGUUCCAGGAGUCUUCAUAUCUCGUCUGGUGCGUGGUGGGCUUGCAGAGAGCACAGGACUCCUGGCUGUCAAUGAUGAAAUUCUUGAGGUCAAUGGCAUUGAUGUAGCUGGAAAGUCUUUGGAUCAGGUGACAGACAUGAUGGUGGCCAACAGUCACAACCUGAUAGUGACAGUGAAGCCAGCAAACCAGAGGAACAACGUUGUUCAUCGAGGGAGUAAAAACUCCAUGGGGAACUCUGGUUCUGUGGACUCAGCUGGAUCUACUGGUUCUGUUCUGUCCCAUGAUUCUCCAAGCCCCGCAUCUCAGAGCAACCCAAUAACAGCAAGCAGCAUCGCUGAGGGCGACAGUGAGGAUGAUGAUGAUGAUGGGGACAUCAUUCUGGAGAACGAGUGCCUGACGGUAUACAAUCCCCAAACCGCCAAUAAAAGGGACAGUGUCAACCUUAACGGAGAGUUGUCUCGUGGCGGGACCCACCCUUCGAACAUGGGCAGACCCCUCCCACAGAGCGUGUCGCUGCCCGGCAGCAUCGGAGCGUCCCUGGGUUACAGCGCCCACGCCACGUCGGGUCACAACGGAAGUUUAACCCGCACAGCCAGCAGCAGCCAAGACAGCAUAAAAGAGGAUGGCACUGAACUAACACUGUGACGACUGUUAACAUGGAAACACUGACGGCGCCACGUCACUCGGUUACUGUGGAACAUCGCCUGCAAGGUGAUGUAAGCGCAACGACUACGGCGACAGUAAAUGUGACAAUUACUGCGACGAUGUGACUUAAACACGACAACUGCACACGAGACUCAGAAAGAUCACUU